Messenger RNA from Clarias gariepinus (North African catfish), 5474 nucleotides. RefSeq lists its product as uncharacterized. Bases 381 to 5474 code for a protein of 1697 amino acids. NCBI's taxonomy places the organism in Eukaryota, Metazoa, Chordata, Actinopteri, Siluriformes, Clariidae. The record is from RefSeq and is a predicted model, not a curated record. The transcript is spliced from 61 exons.
GCAACCUAGAAUACCAUAUUCCAAGCUCGCCCAGUCAGCCUACAACUGUUCCAUCUACAACUGUUCAUACAACUUCAACUCCAGCUCAGAGUACUACUAGAGUAGCUCCAUCCACACAAACUACGCACUCCUCCAGUCAGCCUGGCCCAUCUCCAACGGUUCAUACCACUACAACUCCAGCACAGACUACUACUACAGUGUCCCCAUCCACACAAACUCCACGCUCGUCCAGUCAGCCUACGCUUGGCCCAUCUCCAACGGUCCAUACCACGACAACUCCAGUGCAGACUACUACAGUGUCUUCGUCCACAAAUGGAUCAGCUGUUAUCUUAGUCAAGCUGAAGGUCAACAACUCUACUUCUGCACCCAGUGUAAGUGUCAUGCUCAGUGCUGUCAUGGCACUGCAGAACUCUCCAAACAGAACUUUGGUGAACUACACCCUUGGGGAUAUUUCAAACAACACCUAUGUGGUUAACCUUACAUUCAGCAUCAGCAACAUCAGCGUGCCUACAAACACUAGUGACAGCAGCCCCUUGACCCAACUGCAGAGUAACAUAAAUAACACUGUAAACACACUUCUAAACAACUUUGGAGUGAAUUCCUCUGCACUCACGACCUCCAACUUUGCAAGUUCAGGAAAUCAGAUUACUGGAUACAUGGAAUACCAAAUUCCAAGCUUGCCCAGUCAGCCUACGACAGCCCCACUGCCAACGGUUCAUACCACGACAACUCCGCUGCCUACUACUCAAGCGUCUCCGUCCACAAACAAUGGAUCAGCUGUUAUCUUAGUCAAGCUGGUGGUCAACAACUCCACUACUGCACCCAAUGUGGGUGUCGUGCUGAGUGCUGUGGCAGCACUGCAGAACUCUCCAAACAGCACUUUGCUGAACUACACCCUUCAGGCUAUUUCAAACAACGCCUAUGCAGUUAACCUUACAUUCAGCAUCAGCAACAUCAGCGUGCCUACAAACACUAGUGACAGCAGCCCCUUGACCCAACUGCAGAGCAACAUAAAUAACACUGUAAACACACUUCUAAACAACUUUGGAGUGAAUUCCUCUGCACUCACGACCUCCAACUUUGCAAGUUCAGGGAAUCAGAUUACUGGAUACAUGGAAUACCAAAUUCCAAGCUUGCCCAGUCAGCCUACGACAGCCCCACUGCCAACGGUUCAUACCACGACAACUCCGCUGCCUACUACUCAAGCGUCUCCGUCCACAAACAAUGGAUCAGCUGUUAUCUUAGUUAAGCUGGUGGUCAACAACUCCACUAAUGCACCCAAUGUGAGUGUCGUGCUCAGUGCUGUGGCAGGACUGCAGAACUCUCCAAACAGCACUUUGCUGAACUACACCCUUCAGGCUAUUUCAAACAACGCCUAUGCAGUUAACCUUACAUUCAGCAUCAGCAACAUCAGCGUGCCUACAAACACUAGUGACAGCAGCCCCUUGACCCAACUGCAGAGCAACAUAAAUAACACUGUAAACACACUUCUAAACAACUUUGGCGUGAAUUCCUCGGCACCCAUGACCUCCAACUUCUCAAGUUCGGGAAAUCAGAUUACUGGAUACAUGGAAUACCAAAUUCCAAGCUUGCCCAGUCAGCCUACGACAGCCCCACUGCCAACGGUUCAUACCACAACAACUCCUGUGCCUACUACUCAAGCGUCUCCGUCCACAAACAAUGGAUCAGCUGUUAUCUUAGUCAAGUUGGUGGUCAACAACUCCACUAAUGCACCCAAUGUAAGUGUCGUGCUCAGUGCUGUGGCAGCACUGCAGAACUCUCCAAACAGCACUUUGCUAAACUACACCCUUCAGGCUAUUUCAAACAACGCUUAUGCAGUUAACCUUACAUUCAGCAUCAGCAACAUCAGCGUGCCUACAAACACUAGUGACAGCAGCCCCUUGACCCAACUGCAGAGCAACAUAAAUAACACUGUAAACACACUUCUAAACAACUUUGGAGUGAAUUCCUCUGCACCUACGACCUCCAACUUCGCAAGUUCAGGGAAUCAGAUUACUGGAUACAUGGAAUACCAAAUUCCAAGCUUGCCCAGUCAGCCUACAUCAGCCCCACUGCCAACAGUUCAUACCACGACAACUCCGCUGCCUACUACUCAAGCGUCUCCGUCCACCAACAAUGGAUCAGCUGUUAUCUUAGUCAAGCUGGUGGUCAACAACUCCACUAAUGCACCCAAUGUAAGUGUCGUGCUCAGUGCUGUGGCAGCACUGCAGAACUCUCCAAACAGCACUUUGCUGAACUACACCCUUCAGGCUAUUUCAAACAACGCUUAUGCAGUUAACCUUACAUUCAGCAUCAGCAACAUCAGCGUGCCUACAAACACUAGUGACAGCAGCCCCUUGACCCAACUGCAGAGCAACAUAAAUAACACUGUAAACACACUUCUAAACAACUGUGGAGUGAAUUUCUCUGCACCCACGACCUCCAACUUUGUAAGUUCAGGGAAUCAGAUUACUGGAUACAUGGAAUACCAAAUUCCAAGCUUGCCCAGUCAGCCUACGACAGCCCCACUGCCAACGGUUCAUACCACGACAACUCCGCUGCCUACUACUCAAGCGUCUCCAUCCACAAACAAUGGAUCAGCUGUUAUCUUAGUCAAGUUGGUGGUCAACAACUCCAUUAAUGCACCCAAUGUAAGUGUCGUGCUCAGUGCUGUGGCAGCACUGCAGAACUCUCCAAACAGCACUUUGCUGAACUACACCCUUCAGGCUAUUUCAAACAACGCUUAUGCAGUUAACCUUACAUUCAGCAUCAGCAACUUCAGCGUGCCUACUAACACUAGUGACAGCAGCCCCUUGACCCAACUGCAGAGCAACAUAAAUAACACUGUAAACACACUUCUAAACAACUUUGGAGUGAAUUCCUCUGCACCCACGACCUCCGACUUUGCAAGUUCAGGAAAUCAGAUUACUGGAUACAUGGAAUACCAAAUUCCAAGCUUGCCCAGUCAGCCUACGACAGCCCCACUGCCAACGGUUCAUACCACGACAACUCCGCUGCCUACUACUCAAGCGUCUCCGUCCACAAACAAUGGAUCAGCUGUUAUCUUAGUCAAGCUAGUGGUCAACAACUCCACUAAUGCACCCAAUGUAAGUGUCGUGCUCAGUGCUGUGGCAGCACUGCAAAACUCUCCAAACAGCACUUUGCUGAACUACACCCUUCAGGAUAUUUCAAACAACGCCUAUGCAGUUAACCUUACGUUCAGCAUCAGCAACAUCAGCGUGCCUACAAACACUAGUGACAGCAGCACCUUGACCCAACUGCAGAGCAACAUAAAUAACACUGUAAACACACUUCUAAACAACUUUGGAGUGAAUUCCUCUGCACCUACGACCUCCAACUUCGCAAGUUCAGGGAAUCAGAUUACUGGAUACAUGGAAUACCAAAUUCCAAGCUUGCCCAGUCAGCCUACAUCAGCCCCACUGCCAACAGUUCAUACCACGACAACUCCGCUGCCUACUACUCAAGCGUCUCCGUCCACAAACAAUGGAUCAGCUGUUAUCUUAGUCAAGCUGGUGGUCAACAACUCCACUAAUGCACCCAAUGUAAGUGUCGUGCUCAGUGCUGUGGCAGCACUGCAGAACUCUCCAAACAGCACUUUGCUGAACUACACCCUUCAGGCUAUUUCAAACAACGCUUAUGCAGUUAACCUUACAUUCAGCAUCAGCAACAUCAGCGUGCCUACAAACACUAGUGACAGCAGCCCCUUGACCCAACUGCAGAGCAACAUAAAUAACACUGUAAACACACUUCUAAACAACUUUGGAGUGAAUUCCUCUGCACCCACGACCUCCAACUUUGCAAGUUCGGGAAAUCAGAUUACUGGAUACAUGGAAUACCAAAUUCCAAGCUUGCCCAGUCAGCCUACGACAGCCCCACUGCCAACAGUUCAUACCACGACAACUCCGCUGCCUACUACUCAAGCGUCUCCGUCCACAAACAAUGGAUCAGCUGUUAUCUUAGUUAAGCUGGUGGUCAACAACUCCACUACUGCACCCAAUGUGAGUGUCGUUCUCAGUGCUGUGGCAGCACUGCAGAACUCUCCAAACAGCACUUUGCUGAACUACACCCUUCAGGAUAUUUCAAACACCACCUAUGCAGUUAACCUUACAUUCAGCAUCAGCAACAUCAGCGUGCCUACAAACACUAGUGACAGCAGCCCCUUGACCCAACUGCAGAGCAUCAUAAAUAACAAUGUGAACACGCUUCUAAACAACUUUGGAGUGAAUUUCUCUGCACCCACGACCUCCAACUUCUCAAGUUCAGGGAAUCAGAUUACUGGAUACAUGGAAUACCAAAUUCCAAGCUUGCCCAGUCAGCCUACAUCAGCCCCACUGCCAACGGUUCAUACCACGACAACUCCGCUGCCUACUACUCAAGCGUCUCCGUCCACAAACAAUGGAUCAGCUGUUAUCUUAGUCAAGCUAGUGGUCAACAACUCCACUAAUGCACCCAAUGUAAGUGUCGUGCUCAGUGCUGUGGCAGCACUGCAGAACUCUCCAAACAGCACUUUGCUGAACUACACCGUUCAGGAUAUUUCAAACAACGCCUAUGCAGUUAACCUUACGUUCAGCAUCAGCAACAUCAGCGUGCCUACAAACACUAGUGACAGCAGCCCCUUGACCCGACUGCAGAGCAUCAUAAAUAACACUGUAAACACACUUCUAAACAACUUUGGAGUGAAUUCCUCUGCACCCACGACCUCCGACUUUGCAAGUUCGGGAAAUCAGAUUACUGGAUACAUGGAAUACCAAAUUCCAAGCUUGCCCAGUCAGCCUACAUCAGCCCCACUGCCAACAGUUUAUACCACGACAACUCCGCUGCCUACUACUCAAGCGUCUCCAUCCACAAACAAUGGAUCAGCUGUUAUCUUAGUUAAGCUGGUGGUCAACAACUCCACUAAUGCACCCAAUGUAAGUGUCGUGCUCAGUGCUGUGGCAGCACUGCAGAACUCUCCAAACAGCACUUUGCUGAACUACACCCUUCAGGAUAUUUCAAACACCGCCUAUGCAGUUAACCUUACAUUCAGCAUCAGCAACAUCAGCGUGCCUACAAACACCAGUGACAGCAGCCCCUUGACCCAACUGCAGAGCAACAUAAAUAACAAUGUGAACACACUUCUAAACAGCUUUGGAGUAAAUUUCUCUGCACCCACGACCUCCAACUUCUCAAGUUCAGGGAAUCAGAUUACUGGCUACAUGGAAUACCAAAUUCCAAGCUUGCCCAGUCAGCCUACAUCAGCCCCACUGCCAACAGUUUAUACCACGACAACUCCGCUGCCUACUACUCAAGCGUCUCCAUCCACAAACAAUGGAUCAGCUGUUAUCUUUGUCAAGCUGGUGGCCAACAACUCCACUACUGCUCCCAAUAUGAGUGUCGUGCUCAAUGCUGUCAUAGCACUGCAGAACUCUCCAAACAGGACUUUGGUGAACUACACCAUUCAGGAAAAUAUGUAA